CAGUACAAUUAAUGCUAUCCGCAGCUACAAAAUCAAGGUCAUCUGCACUUUGCCCUUCCCGGAAUUUCCUUUCAGGAAUGGCCAGUCCGGCUGGCGUUGUUCGCAACUAUUACUGCCAUAGCUGCGAGUCUGAAGUCCAGAUUAAUUUAAAUGAUUUUACAUGUUUACACUGUCAUUCGGGUUUCAUAGAGGAAAUACGCUCCAGGUCAAGGGAUGACUCCUUUACGACAGAGUCAUUUCAGCCAGAAAACCUUCUACAAAACCUCUUCGGGGACUUCGCCUCCGUGGCAUCGUUUAAUGGUAGCGAUCCAGAAGAUGACAUGGCAACAGAGUUUGAAGUCCCCCGCACUCGAAGAGGUGGAAGAAGAUCUGGGGGCUCCAGACUUAAUCCUAGCGCUGAGCGUAUUACCAUAAGGCUCUCGUCCCAGCCGAACGGUGCUCCUGGUGGUGUCCGUUUAGCCUCAACUUCAAAUCCGUUCCUGCUGCAGUUACUAUCCGGCUUUAAUUCCCUGCAUGGUGAUGUGCGCGAUUACACACUUACCCAAGAUCUUUUCGACAACGUGCUCUCCUUUCUCGCUAACCAACUUCGCGUUGGUCCCCCUCCUGCAUCUGAGGCCGCGAUUGGGCGGUUGCCAGUCUCAACAGUAACGGAAGAACUUCUGAGUAGUCACAAAACCUGCUCCAUUUGCUUUGAGGACUACAAAUUAUCGGAAACCGUCACCCAACUUCCCUGUCAACAUAUCUACCACACUUCUUGUGUAAACACUUGGCUCAAACAGCAUGCUACCUGCCCUAUCUGCCGGAAGGAUUUGAAUGGCAGAGACACUUCUUGUAUGGAAGAUGUGCAAACUACUGGGAUCGAUGAUGCUGCCGGAACUUCCAGCUCCUCAUGAUCACCGCUGCCCUAUUCGCAGACGUGAUUCAUCAACCACCGACAUUUGCUGAGCGUCUUGAACCCACCACGCGCCUCGUUUAGUGCUACACAACCAGCUCCUUAUCACAAUUACCGCACCAGUUUUCUUUCACACACACGGGUGCAGCUCUUACUCUUAUUGUCGACGAUCGCUCGCGGAUAAUUGGCGUACACUUAUUCUUCUGUGUGGACGCUUUUGUCUCUCAGUCGUUCAAUUUUGCUGCGCAUUGCAUGCACACAUUUUACCUACUGUUUUUGAUCAACGGUUCGUGAGAGUGUGCGGCUGCAUAUUUUCCUUAAGAAUAUGCUUAUCCUUCUGCCCUUCACAAAUCACUUUGGGGUUCUCAUAUUAUCAGUCCGUGCACACUCUUCUUUUCCGAUACGCUCACUCUGUUACUCGAAGUCAACUGGUUGCCCAUGUAAACGGUUUCAAGCAAGGCAGGCUUCGGUAUACAUCGAUUUUUCUGCUUCUUGAAGCUUGCCUGCUCAUGUGUACACAGUUGCCUAUGAGGGCAUGAGCUCAGUGUUUUUAAGAUCGUUGGGUGUCGAUUAGUUUCCGACACUGGUUCUUAUGUGUGAUUUGUACUUAGGUGUGUUUGUCUCACACCUCGCCUCAGAUGCAUGUCUGUCUCAUACCAUCUUGAAGAGCGGAGAUAAAUAUUGUGAGCUGUUCAGAAAAUUUUUUUGGGUGCAUAUUGCAUAUGCUUCUUAUUCGCGGUAGAAAGAAUGGACGCGCCCACACCCAUUUUUGAAUCACACUCCACCCAGGAGAGCUUAAGCGACUGGCCUUAUCUUUCUACUCUUUUCGCUUAUGACGUCGCUUCGCUUCUCUCAAUAUUCUUUAACUGUCUUAAUGCCUACUCACUUUUCGUGCCUCGAAUUCGUUUGAGGCCUGAAGCUGUUUUUCCAGUGCACUGUGUUAUAUUCCUGCUGACAUCACGAAUAACGGAUACGUUUAUUCGAACUUCAGUGUAAGCGACUUCCCGAAUCAGAAACCGAUGGCUUCGAAAAUGCCCUUAAUUGGGCUGGGAAAAUACAGCGUUAUUAAUAGUCAAA
Dicrocoelium dendriticum is the source of this 1969-nucleotide messenger RNA. The record is from the annotation of a GenBank genome assembly. Lineage: Eukaryota; Metazoa; Platyhelminthes; Trematoda; Plagiorchiida; Dicrocoeliidae.